Elephantulus edwardii (Cape elephant shrew) is the source of this 1155-nucleotide messenger RNA. RefSeq names its product pepsin F-like. Bases 1 to 1155 code for a protein of 384 amino acids. The transcript is spliced from 9 exons. The record is from RefSeq and is a predicted model, not a curated record. Gene Ontology annotation, molecular function: aspartic-type endopeptidase activity. Gene Ontology annotation, biological process: proteolysis. NCBI's taxonomy places the organism in Eukaryota, Metazoa, Chordata, Mammalia, Macroscelidea, Macroscelididae.
AUGAGGUGGUUUUGGAUCCUCGGGCUGGUGGCUCUCUCGGAGGCCAUGAUACUGGUCCCUUUGACAAAGGUCACAACACUGCAAGAAAGCCUCUGGGAAAGAGACUUGCUCCAACAAUUCCUGGAGCUCAAUCCUUACACCAUCACCUACAGCCACUUCCACGGGGCCCAGGUUCCUGAUGUAGCUGUUCAGACUCUGAGAAACUACCUGGAGAUGUCUUACGUUGGCACCAUCAGCAUUGGAACGCCCCCUCAAACGUUCCAGGUCCUCUUUGACACAGGCUCCACGGACACCUGGGUGCCCUCCAUCUACUGCAACAGCCUCGCCUGCACUAACCACAAUGCCUUCAACCCUCUGGCGUCGACCACCUUCAAGUUCGUGGGCCAGCAGAUGUCCAUCAAAUAUGGUACUGGAAGUAUGAAGGGCUUUACCGGCAAUGACACUAUUAAGAUCGCUGGAAUUGAGGUGGAACAAGAGUUUGGUGUGAGCACCAGCAAGCCUGGCAAUUUCCUGGUCUCUCUGCCCUUUGACGGCAUCCUGGGCCUGGUGUACCCUGCCCUUGGCAUGAACAGCACUACUCCUAUUUUUGACACCCUGUGGAAAGGAGGCCACAUUGCUGAGGGCAUCUUUGCCUUCUAUUUGUCCAGCAACGGAGAGAACGGCAGUGUGGCCAUGUUCGGUGGCGUGGACAAAUCCUACUACAAAGGAGAGCUCAACUGGGUGCCUCUGUCCAGACCCCUCUUCUGGCAGGUCACCAUGGACCGUAUUUCCAUGGAAGGCAUGACCGUUGCCUGCAGAGAUGGAUGCCAGGCCAUUUUGGAUACUGGAACCUCGUUGCUCGUCGGACCAUAUAUGGACAUCUACAACAUCCACAGUCUCAUCAAGGCCCAGAAAAGCCUUAAUGGCGAGUACGUCGUGGACUGUGAAGCCGUUCACACCCUCCCUGAUAUUGUCUUUGCCAUCAAUGGCAUUAACUACACAGUGCCAGCCAGCACCUACACACAACAGUAUGGGAAAUGGUGCUACAGUAACUUCGAACAACCACCCUCCGACCUAUUGAAACAGAACUGGAUUCUAGGAGACGCCUUCCUGAGGCUGUAUUUCUCUGUCUACGAUCGGGAAAAGAACAGAAUUGGCUUGGCGCCCGCAGCAUAA